CUCUCUCUCUCUCUCUCUCUCUCUCUCUCUCUCUCUCAUGGUCUAUCUAUUCCCUUCAUUCACGCCGAUAAAAAUUGCACAAUCAGGCUUUUCUGCUCCAUUCUAUUGAAACAAAGCAACAGCCAUUUCACUUUCCUCUGGCUAGCCUCUUCAUUCAAUUCCAUCGCCAUCUUCAUUUCAUUCCUUUUUUCCUUUCUAUUUCUCAUAAUCUGAUCAUACACCCACAGAGAAAAAUGCCUGAAUUCUUUCCGCCAGGAGGCCCCAAGCCUCAGCUCUCAAGUACGCAUCUGGUUAUCUCUAACUGCUUACAACUCUCUUUUUUCUUCCUUUCCCACCCUCUGUACUUCUCUUACCUCAUCUUCUUCUCUCCUUACCUUCUCAAGCUCUUCUCAUAUCUCUCCCCUCUCUUCAUCACCACUUCUCUCCUCCUCCUCGCUCUCCUCACCAUCUCCCCCGGCCUUUUUCUUCCCGAAACAAAAGCAGUAGGCAGUCCCCUUCAUGCUGCCAAUCAGAAAGAAUCCGGAGAAGACCAUGAAAAUGUUGAAUUCCCAGCCCAUUCCUUUGAAGAGCUUGAAGUGUACAGACUUCUGUUUGAGGCAUCUGUCUUCGAAGUCCCGCCAGAAGCUUUCGAGUCGAACUCGGAAGAAAAUUCUUCUUCGUCUCGUCAUGGAGGUACCGAUGGAGCCUUUGCCAGCACCCUAGAAGGAAAAUCACAGCGAGAAACUAACCGAGUGGCUGCUGCGCCGGGAAUUACACUAGAAGGGCUACUGCAGGUAAAGGACGUGUAUGAGGACGUCACUGGAAAAGUGGAAGGCAAGGAAAGAGUUGAGCCCACAGGCGCAGAGACCAAUAAAGUUGAAGAAAAAACAAAGGAGAAGCCAUUGAUAAGAAGUGGAUCCAAUGCACUGCACAGUCAAAUUACCGAGAUAAUGGCCAAAGUUAAUGCCGACAAUGGCGGGGAAUACACUCCCAAAGUCGUGGAGGAUUUUGUUGGGAUUAAUCUCGGUAAUGAUGAACAGUCAGAUGACAUGGAAAAUUCGCACAAAUUAUGUCCAGAUCUCGAGAGUUUUCGAUCCAUGAGGACCCAAAGCCUUGGUCACCAAGAGUACUACACUCCAAAAGCGGAGUACUCUGAGAAACAAUGUCUUAUUCUUGGGAGUCUCGGGUCGACGAGGAAGGAGAAAGAGUGGAAGAGGACAUUGGCAUGCAAGCUUUUCGAGGAGCGGCACAACGUGGAAGGAGGUGAAGGCAUGGACUCGCUCUGGGAGACGUACGAGACCGAGUCGAACCGGGGUGGGGGGAAAAGCAAAGUAAAGAAGGGGAAGAAGGGGAACCGGCUUGAGUACGGCUGCAGCGAUGACGAGGAGGAUGGAGAGGCGGAUGGGCAGUUGUGCUGCCUACAGGCUCUGAAAUUCUCAGCAGGGAAGAUGAAUUUGGGAAUGGGAAGGCCUAAUCUUGUGAAGAUAACCAAGGCCCUGAAAGGGAUUGGAUGGUUGCACCAUGUGGGCAGGCACGGCAAGAAGGGAUAGUGCCGAUAUGGAGCAUUACAUUUGACUUGUGAUAGUUGGGCAUAGAGUGUGCGUCCUUGUUUAAGAAAUCAAAAGUAAAUAUUAUCUUUUUGCGUUAUGAAACAUUAUUUUCUUUCCUUCA
Malania oleifera is the source of this 1650-nucleotide messenger RNA. RefSeq lists its product as uncharacterized. The record is from RefSeq and is a predicted model, not a curated record. Bases 234 to 1529 code for a protein of 431 amino acids. The transcript has a single exon. NCBI's taxonomy places the organism in Eukaryota, Viridiplantae, Streptophyta, Magnoliopsida, Santalales, Ximeniaceae.